Molecule: messenger RNA, 3052 nt
Organism: Pieris napi
Lineage: Eukaryota; Metazoa; Arthropoda; Insecta; Lepidoptera; Pieridae
Product: protein ALP1-like
Exons: 2
Coding region: 1721-3034 (437 amino acids)
Source: RefSeq, a predicted model, not a curated record
UACAACAGCUUAGGCAAUCCUCUUCUGUUUUUUGCAAUGAGUCAAUUAAAUGCGUUUGCUUCUCCAAUAACUAAUAAGCUAGUUCUAAGCUAUUGUGCCAGUUGUCAGUUGCAAGUGUGUGGCCUUUGUCAAAUAUAUGCUCACUGAGUGCCAUCACCACAUAUCCGUGAACAGGACAUAGCUUAAAUAGCUUCAUGCCAUAUUGUGUUUCUUACUUUUAUUGUACCUACUACCUGAAUUUAAUUCGACCUCUGUAAGGCACUUGGCUUUCGUCAACACAAAUAUCUUCUCUUUUCAUUGAGAGCAUCGAUUAUUGGUCUUAUUUUUACAAUACAUUCGUUUCUGACAGCAGUUACAUUGUCGUUAAAGUAUGUUUAGAAAUCAGAAAAUCACAAAUAGAAACAGGAACAAACAGUUUCAAAGUACCUAAAUUGUAUUUAAGUACCAGACAUGUAAAAUAAAACUAGGAAACGAAGUAGAUAAGUCCUUUUUUUUAUUUUUUUUAUGCUUGUGCUUGUUAUAAUAAACUUGAGCUGCCGUUUUGUAAUAAUCACCUUCAUUUUCGUCAUAGGUCACUUUUCCAUCGAGAAUCCGGUUUAUUGACCUGCACCAACUAUAAAUCAAAAUCUUUAUGUCCAUAAACUGUUCUUUCAAUUCAUUUUUGUGUUGAUCACAAUUAAAUGAAAGAUCAAUUAAAACGUCAGCCAAAAUAACCACUGAAGCCUUGAGGUUCUUUUUUGGGACAUUUUUUUUCAAUACCCCAGUGGCUAUGCUUUGAAGUUCUUGGAAGCAAAUUUCUACUUCUUUGCUGGGAUAUGUGAGCCAAUUUUUAUUUUGAUAUUCUUUGGCCCGAAUAAAGGCGUUGUUGUCAUUUUCACAUGUUUCAUUAACAGUUUCUAAAUUUUGCAUCAGAAUUUCACUGUGGCAUGGAAUUUCUGUUUCUGGUUCAUCAGAUAGUGGCUUUUCAGCGUUCUGGGGAUUUAGGAAAAAUUUAAAGUCCUCUAAACAUUCGAUUUCAUCAGCUUCGCAGUUUGCCCGAAGGGAGUGCUGAGUGUUAAAGUUUUUCAACAGUAACGCCUUGUAUGCGCUUUCAAACCCUACAGUGUUAGGGGCAAUAUUUCUCACUCCGUAACUCCUAAUGUUCCCGAAGAAAUUCUCAACUGGGUCUUGGUUUAAGUUUCUUGUUAAUAAUGCAUCUAAGCCGUAUUUUUUUGUGAAGACUAUUUCUUCCAUGCCUUCAAUGGUCUUUAUUAGGUUAGUUACUGACGGAAUAGUGACUUCAGUAAACCUGAUUUUGUUGGAAACUGUUAACUCAAAAAUUUUACAGUUUUUAAAACGUUUCGUGUCUCCCUCCACAGUUGAAAAUGGGGUGAAUUUCUUUUUACUGCACCUUUAUACUUUUUGCCAUUUGGCACGUGAAAAGAGCUUACAUUUAAGCUGUCAAAAAUAUUAUCUAAUAGAAAUGUAAUGUCUAUUAAAUUUUAGCAUUCUUCCGGCACAUCACCCCUGGUAGUGAGAUAGUUCAUAGUUUAGUGAACAAAGCCACUUUUUAAUUAUUAUUUUAAUUUCGUUUAAAAUAGAGACAUAUCGCAACUUUCUAGAUAUCCAUAUUAGUUUUCUAGUCCGAUCGUAAACUUAAGCCGCAUUUAUAUUUAUCUGACGUGUUGUGUUGUGAUGCUCUCUGUCGUGAUGGCUACUGUUCACAUUGAUAUGACGUGUUAUGAUGCAUUAUGACGGUUUUUUGUAUCAGUUCCGUCUUGACUCCCAGAGAGUUCACACAUUUGCAAUGUUUUUUCAAGAAUCAUCCGAUUCAGAUUCAGAUUUUGAAGAAGAGUUGGAAUUAUUGGCGUUGGCAACGCUUCUAACUAAACAAAGAAAAAGAAGAAGAUAUUGGAUACAUCCCGUAAAUAGAAAAAGAGAGAACAGAGGCGAGUUUCAUUGUCUCGUUAAAGAGCUUGAGAGUGAUGCAGAAAAAUUUCAUCAGUAUUUUAGAAUGUCUAAGGCACAGUUUGAGGAAAUUCAUCGUUUGAUUGAAGAAGACAUCAAAAAAAUACGGACAAAAUUUCGUAAACCUAUUGGAACAAAAGAAAGACUUGCAGUAUGUUUAAGAUUUUUGGCAACUGGAAACUCCUAUCGGUCGUUGGCGUUCAGUUAUCGCAUGGGUUUUUCUACAGUUAAAAUCAUAGUCGAAGAAGUAUGUACUGCAAUAUGGAAGAAUUUGGCACCUAUUGUAAUGCCCAAACCUACUGAACAAACAUGGAGAGAGAUUGAAAAAGGUUUUGAAAAGAUAUGGCAUUUCCCAAAUUGUCUCGGAUCACUGGACGGAAAGCACAUUAAUUUAAUAUGUCCAAUAAAUGCCGGCUCAACUUAUUUUAAUUACAAAAAUGAGCAUUCGAUUGUGUUGCUAGGACUUGUUGACGCCCAUUACAGAUUUAUUAUAGUAGAUGUAGGGGCAUAUGGGAGAAAUAGUGAUGGUGGUAUAUACCAAGAGUCAUUAAUGGGGAAAAUGUUUGAAAAUUGUCAGUUAAAUGUGCCACCGAAUAAACCAUUAAGCCAAAAUACUGAACCUUUACCUUACACUAUUGUGGCAGAUGCGGCAUUUCCAUUAAAAACCUAUUUAUUAAAACCAUACAGUAAAGUAAAAUUAGUUAACAAUGAUGCAAACAAAAAUUUUAAUUAUCGUUUAUCUCGUGCUCGCCGCACUGUAGAAAAUGCAUUCGGUAUAUUGCGAGCGAGAUUUAGAGUGUUUCAAGAACCUUUACAAGUACAGCCGAACAUGGCGGACAAGAUUGUACUUGCUGCUUGCUGCCUCCAUAACCUUUUAACUCAAAAUACACAAGAAACUGAAGAAAUAUUGACGGACGAAAUUCAGGUUCACAACAGUGGCUUUGUAGACAUUGGCCCUUUACAUAGAAAUCCAUCACAAGAAGCUACUCAAGUUCGCGAAGCGUUUAAAAACUAUUUUGUAAGUUCAGAAGGGCAAGUUCCAUGGCAAAUUCAAGCUAUUAGACAAAGUAGAACUCGGUAUAAUUAAAUAAAAGCACUUUACUUA